UUAAACAACUCUGUCUUCUUUACUGCCAUAUGUGUUUUUAGUGGCUGUAGUUUUAAGUAAUUUUUAUGCAACUAUUUUUACAAGCAUUUCUUUUGUAAAAAUUCUUAAUUUAUCAAAUAAAAAACAUGAGUUUCCUUAACAAAGAAGAACGAGCCAAAUGCUGGGGACAUCGUGAUGAAUACUGGAAAUGUUUAAGUGAAAAUGCACCACAACAUAGUUCGACAUCGGGUGAAAAAGUACCGGAUGCCUGUAAAAAAUUGCGCAAACUUUUCGAGACCAGUUGUCCGUCGACCUGGGUAAAACAUUUCGAUCGUAAACGUACCUAUGAACAAUUUAAGGAGAAAAUCCAACAGGGCUAUGAUCCUUUAGAUGAAAAGGCACAAAAGACGGGACAAUAAGUCCAAAAAUUAUUGUAUAAGAAAAGCUAUUGUUAAUAUGUUGAUGUUUUCUAAUAAUUUAAUAAAAAAUCUAUAUUAUACAU
Molecule: messenger RNA, 481 nt
Organism: Lucilia sericata (common green bottle fly)
Lineage: Eukaryota; Metazoa; Arthropoda; Insecta; Diptera; Calliphoridae
Product: cytochrome c oxidase assembly factor 6 homolog
Exons: 1
Coding region: 126-398 (90 amino acids)
Biological process (GO): respiratory chain complex IV assembly
Cellular component (GO): mitochondrion; respiratory chain complex IV
Source: RefSeq, a predicted model, not a curated record